Puccinia graminis f. sp. tritici CRL 75-36-700-3 is the source of this 1656-nucleotide messenger RNA. RefSeq lists its product as uncharacterized. Gene Ontology annotation, biological process: peptidyl-lysine monomethylation. Bases 1 to 1656 code for a protein of 551 amino acids. NCBI's taxonomy places the organism in Eukaryota, Fungi, Basidiomycota, Pucciniomycetes, Pucciniales, Pucciniaceae. The transcript has 6 exons. Gene Ontology annotation, molecular function: protein-lysine N-methyltransferase activity. The record is from RefSeq and is a predicted model, not a curated record. Gene Ontology annotation, cellular component: nucleus.
AUGACGGAUCAGGGAUCAGGAAAAGGACCAGUCCAACCUCCGAAGGGGCCCUGUGUCGAUAGCAAGUUGGGCAUCUGGCUAGCCGAGACCGGAGGCCGUUUCCAUCCCAAACUAGUCUUUGGAGCGCCAGGGGCAGAAACAUCUCGGGAUAUGGGGAUGACGGUCUACGCCGAUGGACCGAUCGAGCGGCGGGAAGUCCUGGCCAGCUGCUCCGUCAAGGCCGUCAUCGACCGGAAGAACAGCCUGGAACGAAUCGGGAGGCUGUUGAGCGAUCUCGAGCUGUUGGACGAGAAGAGCCAUCGUACGAGUCGGGAUCCGGAACGAGACGGCGCAGUGCUCGAUCACUUCCUCGGCUUCCUCGAUCGGGCCAUCAUCAGCCUCUACCUGAUCCUCACCAAACUCUCGCUCAGAUUAAGGAGUCGAAAAUCGGCGGAAGAUCCGAGCCCAGUUGACCGUCUGCUCCAUGAGCUCUUCUCCUUCCAUGAGGAAUACGUCAGACUGUUACCCGAGACGGAGCAGUUGAUGACUCCGCUCUUCUGGAGCGACGCCGAACUCCAAAAACUACGCUCCACAUCCCUCCUCCCUACGACCGAUCAACAACGAGAACUCUGGACGAAUGAGUACGAGUGCUUCGUCGAGAAGAUCCGCACUCUAUCGCCUAGCUUGCACGCCUUAAUCACUCAACAUACCUCUUGUCUAGAUUAUUUCUGGGCCAGUACGAUGGUCAACUCUCGCUCAUUUCCGUCCACCUUACUGGCCACUUCAUCCGGAAUCGCCAACCGAACCAGUCUUCCAACUCAACCAGACACACAUCUAGCCACUCCAGCCGCUUCUCCGCAAGAAGAAGCGCCGAUUCUUUUACCCGGUGUCGAUAUCUUUAAUCACAAGCGGGGCUCGAAGGUCGAGUGGAGACCGGUAAAUGCUGACUCCCCCGUCCAGUGCAUUGAACUCGUUUCGUUGGAAGAUCAGAUCCCUCGUGGCGAACAAGUGUUCAAUAACUAUGGUCCCAAGUCGACUGGGGAAUUGAUUGUAGGAUACGGAUUUGCAUUGGGCGAGGAAGAUUGGAAGCUGCAAGCUCAAGAGGAAGAGAAGAUGGAGAGCAAUCCGGACGAUUUUUAUCCGGUCAAGCUGAGCCAACCGAGGAGUGAAGAGGCAUACUCGGCGCUGAUCGGCGAGAUCUUCGAGCGCUUCGAGUCGGAUGAUCUGCUCCAUCACGUCCGACGGGACGGAAUCCUGCCGCCACUCCUCCUCGCUCAACUCAGGAUCUCGCUCAUCUCGUCCGACCAAGAACUCCGUCUAGCCUCCCAACGUCUCCAAGAAGCUCUCCGGCUGAAAUCUUCCAAGGAGUUCUUGGACCGCUUUACUGCUGCUAUGGAUCAGAAACUGAACUGGGAGAACGAGCUGAAUUGCUUGGAUUGUCUCUCCUCCUUGUUCUCUCACAAGCUCAAUGCCCUCAGUUCUUCUGAUGUUUUUCAUCCACAUGCCGACUGGAGUCAGGUCAGGGCACCGGUCAAACGGAUGAUCGAAAUCUACUCGAAAGGUCAACUAGAUAUCCUCAAAGAUAUAUUAAGAGUUGUCAAGGAUAACUUCGAGCUCAGUCUCGAGGACGCUCGGGCCGACGGCUUUGAAUUCGAUGCUGAAGAUGAUGAUGAAUGA